This is a messenger RNA of Gallus gallus (chicken), 9451 nucleotides long. It is a transcript of the gene ZNF644, whose product is annotated as zinc finger protein 644. NCBI's taxonomy places the organism in Eukaryota, Metazoa, Chordata, Aves, Galliformes, Phasianidae. The coding region runs from base 3944 to 7540 and encodes 1198 amino acids. Gene Ontology annotation, molecular function: RNA polymerase II cis-regulatory region sequence-specific DNA binding; DNA-binding transcription factor activity, RNA polymerase II-specific. Gene Ontology annotation, biological process: regulation of transcription by RNA polymerase II. The transcript is spliced from 10 exons. Gene Ontology annotation, cellular component: nucleus. The record is from RefSeq and is a predicted model, not a curated record.
GGGCCGCCGCCAUUGCCAGGCACGGAGCGGCGGGGCGGCCUCGGCGGGGCCGGGGGAGACCGCGGGCCGGGGAGCAGGUAACGCCGGGCGGGGGGAGGCCGAGGCUCGUGGGUGGCCGGGGUCAGCCCGGGGGCUCCGGCGGGCCGCGGUCCCGCUUGCUCCGGCCACGGAAGCUCGCUGCCCCGCCGCGCUCUGGCCGGCCCGGUGACGCGCUGUGCCCUUCCGCUCCCUUCCUCUUCGGCUCGGAGCGGGGCGGUCACCGUGGGAUGUAAGGUAGUGCCGGUCCCGGCCCGCCGGCGGCUGACAUCGGCGCGGUGCCGCACCGCAGCGAGGCCGAAGUUAGCAGGCACCCAGGCCGCGGGGCGGGGGCUUCUGAGCAAAGUUUGUGUUACACCGGGCUGCGGCGGUGAGCAUCACCCUGCCCAGGAUCGUUUAUCGUACAAAAUCUGCAAAGUUUCCUGUCGUCGUGUCUCUGUAUACAUCCUUUAGUCUAUCUGAAGUGCUUGCAUUGGGGUAAUAUGGGCAGUAUAAACUGACAAGUCAUGGUGGUAAUGAAAAACAAACUCUGUACAUCCAAGCAGGCUUCCAUCAGUGCUGUAGAACUCUGGCCCUUUAAGCGAGAUCUCACCUACAGUCACGUUCUGAUUCCGCCUCCCCCCUUCCUAGCAGAUAAUUUAAUUAUGAAGGUUGUGUCAUGGAACUUCGCUUUGAGACUCGUAUGGGGAAUGAGCACGCACCAGAUUUUAGGAAGAAGCCAUUUCGUGUUGUGUAGCUUAAUGAACUAACACAUGGGCAAACACUCGGAGAGGUUUGUGUUCCAGUGAUAAGGAUCUCCGGAAUUCCAUCAAGCGAUUGUACCCUUUACUGAGAAGCUUAUGCAGUGCGUUUUUAAAAUAAAAGUUGCAGAAUAUUAUUCUCAUUCAAAUUAUGAAACAAGGCUUUACCUGGAGCAUUUUCACAUUUGAGAGGUACAUCUGAGUUUUGACAACUUAAUGUGGUUCUUCUGUAUAAAAUCCUUCGCUGCCUGACUUGUGUAUAGCAGGUGAUUUGAGGGCAGAGCAGAUGAACUGAUUAGGCAAUGCCGAAUAGAUCCUGAGGAGCUUUUAAUGGGUCACUUACAUGGAGAGAAAACGCAGCAAUUUCCUUAUUGGAGAGGGAUUUAAGUAGGGUGCAUGGAGGAGCAGUGCAGUGUGACAAUCCUAUUACGCUGACUUACCAUCAAAGCUGAUGAUGCAGACCUGUCUAAUAAUGACUGCAGAGGGAUGCAGUGCAGAGUUAUGCAUGAUAACUAAAAUAGGAAGAGUCUUCAAAAUAUUGUCUUUAAAAUAGUUUCUUCCAACACCUACUAGUACUAGUUCAAAUAGAGGUUUCUUAUUUUAAAAGUUAGGCAGGAAACAUUUGGGGGGUAGGAGGAUGUUAAUUUCACCACUAAAGACCUUUCUUGUUUACAGAAAUAACUUUUCUUUUGUCGUCUUUUGUUAUGCUGAAAACAGUCCUUGGCAAUGUCAUUUAGCAAAAUCAGGGCAAAAGUGUAUUACUUUUUUUUCCUGAGAUCUUGUGAAAUCCAGCAUCUCUUCUGCAGUGAAUAACAUGCGAAAGUAUAUGCCUAGGGGAAUGCCUAUAAAAGUUUGUGAGUGAACGCUAAAAGUGGUCAGUGUGGCCUUGAAAUCUCAGUAGGUGACCUGAGCCGUAGGAAGAAGAGGCCCUGUUGACACGAAGCAUCCUCGUGAAGUUAAUUAUCAGAGCGACAAUUGAUUGAAGCAGGAGCAUCAGCAAUUGAAUUAACAGGAUGUUUAACAAUAGUGGCAGUGCCUUCCACUUUAAAAUAACAGUGCAGGCUGAGUUUCAGUACGGACACUUGGGUUGCCUGGGGAGCUUCUGGUGGGAUGGUUUGUGCUUCCACUUGUAUGUGCUUGCACAGCCUACUUGUGCACAAACUUUCUAUUUGUAGAGCCUUCUGCAGAAUACAAAUGGAAAGAGAAUAAGAUUCUUUGUAGCAAUAAAGCAUAUGCAUGCUCACGUGCCUCUGUUCACCUUGAGCACUUCCAGGUUUUUUUACCAGCUUGCACAAGACCUCAGCAGUGAAAACUGGACAGAAUUCCGUGUAGUUGUGUUGCUUGCUUUGCAGUUCCCCCGAGGUUGGUUUGGCUGAAGGUUCUCUGGGAUGUUGCAGGCUGACCCGGUUGGUUUGGCCGGUCAGGAGCUCACUGUCAGCAUGGUUUUCUAUUUUAUAACAGCUUUUUGUGUUCUGCAACCUUCAAAUGAUGCCGCUUUUAGUGGGUUACCUGUUGAGAUUAUCGUUUUAAAUUCCUUCUAUCAUUUCAAUACCAAAUGCCCCACUCUAAUGCUAUGGUUAUUUUAAGCUAAACUGAACUGAUUCCGUAUGUGCUGUGCAUUUUGAUAUUCUGUACUGUGUAUUGAGAGAUGGGUGAAAACAUUUAGUAAAAUCAGGUUAUAUCUGCACAAAGUUGCACUCAAAUUGACUUGUAAACUGAUUUAGGCUGGCAGAGCCUCCAAAGCAUGAUUCCUUCAGCUGGAAUUUGUGUCCAAACAACUUGAGAGCGUGAAGAAAUUGGUGGUAAAACAAAGCAAAACAAGUCUUCCUUCUCUCAGAAUGUGUUCAUUUAUCCUCCUGAGCACUCUAAAAGGAAGCGGGUUUUUGGUAGCGAGCCUUUUUCCUUGCUGCUUUUUUGGGAUGUAGAUGCAAACUUCAUACAGCUGCUGGCAAAAGAGCUGAAGUUACCGAAGGAAGCUAUGAAUGUCGGUCAUUUUGGUUGAUACACUUAGAUACUACUGGGCUAACUGGGUUAAAGGUUUCCUUGUAGUUUGUGGUCAGGAAAACACCCUUUUAAUGCUUAAUUAAAGAAAAAGUCUUUUAUGUCUAUAUGCAGUGUGUCUCUUAAAUCAGAACUUGUGUCAGCUAAUAGCAGAGAAUUCACACACGCGGGGGUGGUAACUGUCGCACCCACGUUGUUCACUGCGUUGUAGAAAAGGCUUCUUUCUGCUGUAUGAGGAUGUGAAAUAGGCACUGGGAUUUCCCUCACUGCUGAAAUCAUCUGAAAUGGACCCCAAUAUGGUACAUCUCUACAGCAUGGUAAUAUUGCUUGUGCACCAUUUCUUUAAGUCGCAACUGUCAAGAAGGGCCAUGGAAUGAGUGUGCACAGACUUGGAAUGUGCAUUUGAAACAAAGAUGGAGAGAACAUGAUGGUCACAGGAUCAGUCAUGUUACCUUGUGUGUGAUGCAGUGCGCGUUUAAUCCCGGGGUAAAGUCUACCCAUAAUUCUGUUGUACUCACUCCUAAAUCUCCUUGGUGGAAGGAGAGCGAGCUUCUAAAAAUUCUAAAGUAAGGAAAAAAACCCCAAUAAAAACUAGUGUCUUGGGCUGCAUUUCUGUCCCUGUGCAACUGCUCUGAGCAGCUGUUAGGUUGAUAAGUUGUUGCUGCAACGCCCUUAAGUUGCCAAUGAGGUUGAAGGGGAGAAGGUGGUGAAUUAACAGUGAGUGUGCAACCGUCUUGUUUUUGUUAUGCUAAACAUUAACUGACUGUUUCUUAGCAAGCUUGGGACUACAGAGUUCGCUUCCUCCAACCGGGGUGAUUGUGAUGCUGUUAGUAGAACUGCUGUUCUUAGAAGUGGCUACGUCCAGCUACUGGGAAAGAAGGAGGGGAACCAAAAAUAGAAGAGCUGCUUGGGAGAAACCAUUUGAGUUACUGUAUAACAGAAGUGCCCUACUAUUUCCAAAAAUACCACGCAGGUUUGUUUUAAUGUGGAAGUGGAUCUCAGAGCUUAAUGCAAAAAAAACAAACAAAGGAAGAAAGGAUGUCAAGCAUGAUCUUCCUUGACUUUGAUGAAGGACCACUGCAAGGAGCCAUGGACAUUUGUUGUGAGUUAUAACACCGUAAUUCAAAGAGUCUAGUAUAAAUGUACUUAAUGGACAGACCAGCAACAUGGAUGAUUUAGAGAUAAAUACUGAAGUUACUGGUGCUAAAGAAGAAGAGGAGGAAAUCCUAUGUGAUUUUGUAUCUGAGGAGGAAGGUGGCAUUCCUGAAUCACAAGAGAGUGACACAUUGUUUCAGAAAAACAAUACAUUGACUCUGCCUGAGGAGCUAUCCAGGGACAGAUCUGAAAACGCCUUAAGUGGAGGCCAGACUUCUCUAUUUAUACACACUGGUGCUCCUACUGUUUCUAGUGAAAACUUUAUCUUGUCUAGAGGAACUGCUGUUAAUGGACCAGUUUCACACUCCACCUCAACAAAAACUUCCAUUAUGAGUAAAGGCAGUGUUUCACUAACCACUGGACAGCCUGUAGGUCAUCAUACGGAUUCCUGCUCAACUUUGACGGUGGUUCAUGAUCUUCAGCUGCCUGCAAAGAGUUCAACAGAAAAUUCAAAUCAGCACCAAGUUUUAUUUUUGUUACCUGAUGUAGCACAUGCUAAGAACAUGACUCAUUCCAUUAAAAAUUUACCUACCUCUGCUUCAGUUGGUUGUGAUUCACAGAAAUCAGUAGGAAAUAGUGUAGACAGCACUUUAGUAGGCCAAGUAGAAGUUUGCGAGGAUGAUAAAAAUUUGCUGGUAAAAGACGAUUGUGUUGAUGCAUUAACAGGCAUUUCCUCAGGUACAGGUGGUUUCAGAUCGGGAUGUGAACCCAGCUGGGAUCCACAAAAAGAGUUUAUACAGUUUCUUAUGACAAAUGAAGAAACAAUAGAGAAGUCUCCCAUUCACUGUAAAGUAGGUUUAGAAAAAAAGAGAAAAAGAAAAAUGGAUGUUAGUAAAAUAACACGCUAUACUGAAGACUGUUUUGGUGAUACUACUUAUAUUCCUAGUAAGUCAAAACUGCUAACUGUUGACUUCUUGGAACAGAAUGAGGAGCUACAGAUAGUAGAACCUCAGAAAUACUCAUUGAGUAAAGUAAAGCCUGAAUCCACAGACGAAGAGCUGGAAGCUGUUGAUGCUAUCCAGCAGCUCAUUUAUAGUCCCACUGGUAGCUGUGCAGAGGAUGCUUCUCCUGUUCACACUAGCACUUUUCUUUCCAAUACUUUAAAAAAUAAAUGUGAACAGAAUGAUUCUGAAUCACCAUCUACCUUCAGUACUGAUGAACCAUCAUUUUAUCCCUGUACAAAGUGCAAUGUGAAUUUUAGGGAGAAGAAACAUCUGCAUAGGCAUAUGAUGUACCAUUUAGAUGGGAACAGCCAUUUCCGACAUCUCAAUGUCCCCAGGCCCUAUGCAUGUAGGGAAUGUGGAAGGACAUUUAGAGAUCGUAAUUCACUUCUUAAACACAUGAUAAUUCACCAAGAAAGAAGACAGAAGCUGAUGGAAGAAAUCCGUGAGCUGAAAGAGCUUCAGGAUGAGGGUAGGAGUGCACGGUUACAGUGCCCACAGUGUGUAUUUGGUACCAAUUGUCCCAAGACGUUUGUGCAGCAUGCAAAGACCCAUGAAAAAGAUAAAAGAUACUAUUGCUGUGAGGAAUGCAAUUUCAUGGCUGUGACAGAAAAUGAACUUGAAUGCCAUCGAGGGAUUGCUCAUGGAGCAGUAGUCAAGUGUUCUGUUAUUGGUAGUGACAUAUCCCAGAGGAAGUCACAGAAGAAGGCAUCCAUGAAAGAUCCAUAUUUAGGAUCCUCAAAGAAGUCGUCAACGUACAUGUGCAAGAUGUGUCCAUUUACAACUUCGGCUAGAAGCAUUUUAAAAAAGCACAUGGAAUAUUUGCAUCCAGCAUCUUGCAUUGAUCCCUUUGGUAGCCAUCUUAGACUAGAAAAAAGAAAAGGCAGCAUAAUGGAAGAAUCUUUAGAUUUUGGUAGCAGGACAAAACAGUUGAUCAAACAAUCUUCUACGUUUCCAAAGAACUCAGUUUUAAAACAAGAUGUAAAACGAUCAUUUGGCUCAGCAUCGCAGUCCAGUAACUUCGGAAAACUUCACAAGAGACCCUACAGGAUACAGAAGGCUCGGAAGAGCGUUUCACAGUCAUCUAGACUUAACUCUGCUGAAAAAAAAGACAGCUAUGAAACAGAGGAUGAAAGUUCAUGGGAUAAUGCUGAACUGUGUGAUUACACUACGCGGUCUGUGGAGGAUGAAUCUUACAGUGAUAUUAAUCAGGAGCAUGUAAGCCUAUUCCCCAUAUUCAAAGGUAAAAUGGAAGAUCAUGAAGCUGGUGAUAAAUCUUCACUUAGUUAUGAGCAGAAUGAUGGCUUUUAUUUUGAGUAUUAUGAAGAUGCUGAGAGUAGUAACUUCCUGCAUGAUUUGCAUGAUGCACAGAAUUUAGAAAAUGUAGGAUCAGCAUUGCCAAAGCAUAAUUCAGUUUUCCAUUGGACUGAUUUGUCACUUGAAAAGAAGUCCUGCCCAUACUGCCCAGCAACCUUUGAAACAGGUGUUGGAUUGUCCAACCACGUCAGAGGACAUCUUCACAGAGCUGGAUUAAGCUAUGAAGCCCGUCAUGUUGUUUCACCAGAACAGAUAGCAACAAGUGACAAAAUGCAACAUUUUAAAAGAACUGGAACAGGAACUCCUGUUAAACGUGUUAGAAAAGCAAUUGAGAAAUCUGAAACUUCCUCUGAGCACACGUGUCAGCUUUGCGGAGGCUGGUUUGAUACUAAAAUUGGAUUGUCAAAUCAUGUGCGAGGACACCUGAAGAGGCUUGGCAAAACCAAGUGGGAUGCACACAAGUCUCCGAUCUGUGUUUUGAAUGAGAUGAUGCAAAAUGAAGAGAAGUAUGAAAAAAUACUAAAGGCUUUGAAUAGUCGCCGUGUUAUUCCCAGACCCUUUGUUGCUCAGAAAUUUGCAUCAAAUGAUGACUUUUUAUCUCAGAAUGUUUUACCUCUCGAAGCAUACCAUAAUGGCCUAAAGACUGAAGAUAUAUCUGUGUCUGCAUCAGAGGAAGAAGGGCUGAGUUUCCUAAAUGAAUGUGAUGAAACAAAAGCAGUACUACAUAAUGAAAAAAAAAAUCAGUCACUUACACUGAUAGAACUUCUGAAAAAUAAAAGGUUAGGAGAAGAAAGGAGUCCUGGUAUUUCUUCUCAAAAGAUUCAUAAUCAAACUGCGAGAAAGAGGUUUGUUCAGAAAUGUGUUCUUCCAUUAAAUGAAGACAGUCCAUUGAUGUAUCAGCCACAAAAAAUGGACUUGACUAUGCAGUCAGGUAUGCCUGUGAAGCUUAGAACGUGUGUGCAUUGCAAUACGACGUUUACAAGUGCUGUUAGCCUGUCCAACCACUUACGCGCUUAUGCACGAAAGAAGAGUGCUGGACUUUUGACUGGGACAGCUUUGGACUGUAAGCAAAAGAAGUCAAGGUCAAGAUCUGGAAGCAAGAAAAAAAUGCUGCCAUUACCUCAUAGUGCUGAUGAAGUUUACAUACUCAGAUGCAGGUUUUGUGGUCUGGUCUUUCGAGGACCUUUGUCUGUUCAAGAAGACUGGAUAAAGCACUUGCAGCGACACAUUGUCAACGCAAAUCUUCCACGGACUGGAGCUGGCAUGGUUGAAGUCACAUCGCUACUUAAAAAACCUGCUUCGAUUACUGAAACUUCGUUUUCUUUACUGAUGGCAGAAGCAGCAUCAUAGAACAAGAAAACAUUUUCAAUUUGAAUUGGAUGUAAAUUUGAAGUACUUUGUCAUUUUUUUAAAUAAAUUGUUACACUAAAUUAUGUUUAUAAAUCCUAAAGGCAAAAAUAGAGGAAGUGGAUUACAAUAACAUCAAAAUAAAUUGAAUACUUAACAGUUACAGUAAGUAGUCUUUAUAUUUUAUAUAGGGUGGAAGAUGUGUUUUUAAGGUUUAUUAUGUUUUUGUCAGUUACUGUGUUCACUAUCAAUACAAGACCAUUACAUGUAUGGCAGCCAUUUUUAAAUCGUUGCACAUGGGUACUUAAAAAGACAGAUUUUAAUAAAACAAAGAAACCACGUUCUCUGCAGUGUUACCCAAAUCAAGGCUCUGUUUAUUCCAAAAAAAAAAAGAAAGAAAAAGAAAAGAAAAGAAAAAAAAAUCACAUAGUAAAAUAAGAUAUUAUAUUUUGUUUGUAUGUAUGUAGUGUUUUGUAUAAUAUCAAGAACUGCUAAUACAAUUUACUCAACUUUAGGGCAUUAAAUACCAUGUUACUUCAUAGUUCAAGAGACUGUUUCAUUCAAAUAGGGCAAUUAGUACUCUUCUAUCUAGGUGUGUAAGUGUUUUUUUUAAAUCACAUGAGGCUUUUUGUACUAAAAAGUGGAGGGAAACUUGUCUAAACAAAUUUCUAAGAUAAAUAUGUACAUAAUACUGGAAAUUUGUGGUAAGGAAAUAUUCUUUACUUCAGUUGCAUUUCUCACUGACAAUAAAGUGGUGCAUCCAUGCUACCUCCUACUUGUCAACAAAGAUGGUAUUUACCCUUAUGUUUUUGUAUCAUAGUAGAUUCAAUCCAACUUUCUUUAUUACAAAGCAUCUUUUUGUUAACAAGUUUGUUCUUUAUGAUGAUUUACUUAAAGUCUGACUUGCUUACAGAAGUUUGCCUCUCUACUAUUUUAUUUAACACUGUAGAAAUGUACUAAUAAGCAUUGCUCACUACACGGUUAGAGUAGACUUUUCAUUUAUAAUUCUGUUUAAAAGGUUGAUCAUUUUAGAAAAUUUGAACACAGGUUGAAAUGUUUCUACAUAUGAAGAGAAUGUUUACAACUUAAAUUUUAGAGCUUGUUUUGGAUGUGAUUAUAUGUAUGAAAACUGUAACACUAUGCUCAUGCUAAGGACCUACUUACAGAAUUACUGAAAUAAAUGUGCUGUGAGGAUGGAAAUAUGGUGCAGGUGUCUUGGUCAUGCUGAAUUGUGUUUGUUCAUUCAAACUGUCUUUGGAACAUGAUUUUUGUUUAAAUCAUAAGUCAGAUUCCUCUACAAAUCAAUUUUGUAUGCAAAUAACAUUUCAUUUUACUCAUAUAGGGUAACAGAUACUGUAGUUAAGCCAAGGAUAUGCAUUGAUAUUUUCCUUAUAUGUAAAUAAAGUUAAAAGCAGUUAAAGCAAGAGGAGUAUUUUGGUAGAGUAUAUACAUACCUCACUGCCAGUGAAAUUGCUUUCCUAUGGUAUAUCUCCUUACCAGAAAAAUCUCUAAAUAAAAAAGGUUUAAAGAAAAUCUAAAUGUCUAUAAUGUGAAGCAUUUAUUUACAUUGUGUGGAUUAAGUUUGUGAAAUGGAUUUGUCUUGCUUGAAAUUAAAAUAUUCUCAUUAUCUUAAGUAAAAAUAAGUUUACUUGCAAUAAAAUGACUUGUUCAGACACAUUACAUUUGGUUGGUGGAAAAUAUGAAUGAUGUCGAUCUGCCUCGUACGUGUGCAGUUAACACACAAGGUUUGUUAGCAUCUGAUAUAACAGAUGAACUAAAGGCAAACAGUUGUGGAGGAUGGAGUCCUGAGGCAAGGCCAUCCUAUGUCUGGCAAGGUUGUCAUUCAGUUAAUGCUGCCGGGUGUUUUACUGUACAAGUUCCUACUGUUAACAUAAACUUCAUUGUCCAAAUGUA